CGGUGUUGACGGAAGUCAAGAUGGCGGCGGCCACCUCGGACCUGCUGACGGGAUGGUGCCUCUUCGGCCUGGUGCUGCUGGCCAUUCUGGUGUUCUGCUGGGUUUAUGUGCGCAAGUAUCAGAGCCGGCGGGAGAGCGAAGUCAUUUCCACCAUAACUGCCAUCUUUGCCUUGGCUGUUGCUCUUAUCUCCUCAGCACUGCUGCCAGUGGACAUCUUCUUGGUUUCAUACAUGAAAAAUCCAAAUGGAACAUUUAAGGCCUGGGCUGAUGCUAAUGUUUCAAGACAAAUUGAAGACACUGUGCUUUAUGGAUACUACACUUUGUACUCCAUCAUACUGUUCUGUGUCUUUCUGUGGAUUCCCUUUGUCUACUUCUAUUAUGAGGAGAAGGAGGAAGAUGGUGGCAACACAUGCUCACAAGUAAAAACUGCACUCAAAUACACUCUGGGCUUCAUCACAGUCUGUGCAGUCCUGCUCUUAAUUGGUGCUUUUGUUCCUUUGGAUAUUCCCAACAAGAAGAAUUCCACAGAGUGGGAGAAAGUGGAGCUCCUGUUUGAAGAACUUGGCAGCAGUCAUGGCUUGUCUGCCCUCUCCUUUUCCAUUAGCUCCUUGACUGUGAUUGGAAUGUUGGCAGCUAUCACUUACACAGCUUAUGGGAUGUCAGCUUUGCCCCUGAACUUGAUCAAGGGAACCACCAGCGCCACUUACGAACGGUUAGAGAACACUGAAGACAUUGAGGAAGUGGAGCAACAUUUACUGAGGAUUAAAUCAAAGUGCAGGGAUGGUCGUCCUCUGUCAUCAAGGGACAGGCGCAGUGUCCACCAGCUAGAGGAGAAGCUAAGGACACUGAGGAGGAGAGAGAGGCACCUGGAGUCUAUUGAGAAGAGCUGGUGGACAAAGUUCUGUGGAGCCAUCCGGCCUCUGAAGGUUGUGUGGGGAGUGUUCUUCAUCAUUGUGGCACUGCUCUUCACUGUCUCUCUGUUCCUGUCCAAUUUGGACAAAGCUCUGCAUUCAGCUGGCUUCAACUCAGGAUUUAUAAUACUAGGAACUAACCUGACCAAUCCACUGAACAUGCUGCUACCUGUCCUACAAACAGUUUUCCCACUUGAUUACAUUCUUAUUACAACCAUUGUGAUGUACUUCAUCUUCACUUCCAUGGCUGGCAUUCGAAAUAUGGGGAUAUGGUUCUUCUGGAUAAGGCUGUAUAAAAUCAGACGAGGGAAAACUCGCCCCCAAGCACUUUUGUUUCUCUGUAUGAUACUUCUGCUGAUAGUGCUCCAUACGAGCUACAUGAUCUACAGCCUUGCUCCUCAGUAUGUCAUGUAUGGAAGCCAGAAGUACCUGGUGCAGAGUAAUAAGACACUUGAUGACCAGCCAGGGAAUGUGACAUUUGUAUCUAAAGACUGUGAUGCAGAUGCACCUGAAGAGCAGUGCAUCGUGACCCGGACGUACCUCUUCCUUCAUAAGUUCUGGUUCUUCAGUGCUGCCUACUACUUUGGGAACUGGGCAUUCAUUGCUGUCUUUCUCAUUGGAUUAAUUGUUUCGUGCUGCAAAGGCAAGAAGUCAGUCAUUGAAGGUGAAGUGGAUGAAGAUGAUUCAGACAUGAGUGAUGAUGAACUGACUUCUUACUACCACUGAUAUGCUUUUUGUCUCCAGGAUUGCCAACUGUGGUUUAAAGCUAGGAUGAAAGUCAUAGCCAAUUGGUAUCC
Dryobates pubescens (Downy woodpecker) is the source of this 1708-nucleotide messenger RNA. It is a transcript of the gene LMBRD1, whose product is annotated as LMBR1 domain containing 1. The record is from RefSeq and is a predicted model, not a curated record. Bases 21 to 1637 code for a protein of 538 amino acids. Gene Ontology annotation, biological process: protein localization to vacuole. NCBI's taxonomy places the organism in Eukaryota, Metazoa, Chordata, Aves, Piciformes, Picidae. Gene Ontology annotation, cellular component: vacuolar membrane. The transcript is spliced from 16 exons.